Messenger RNA from Mesocricetus auratus (golden hamster), 4098 nucleotides. It is a transcript of the gene Cerk, whose product is annotated as ceramide kinase. The record is from RefSeq and is a predicted model, not a curated record. NCBI's taxonomy places the organism in Eukaryota, Metazoa, Chordata, Mammalia, Rodentia, Cricetidae. Gene Ontology annotation, molecular function: kinase activity. The transcript is spliced from 13 exons. The coding region runs from base 57 to 1652 and encodes 531 amino acids.
GCGCCCCCCGGCGUCCGCGCGCCCCGCGCCCGGCGGACGAGGCCGCGCCGGCGGCGAUGGGCGCGAUGGGGGCGGCGGAGCCGCUGCAGUCGGUGCUGUGGGUGAAGCAGGAACGCUGCGCCGUCAGCCUGGAGCCCGCGCGGGCGCUGCUACGCUGGUGGCGGAGUCCGGGGACCGGGCCCUCCGCGCCCGGUGCUGAUGCCUGUUCUGUGCCAGUGUCUGAGAUCAUCGCUGUUGAGGAAACAGACGUUCAGGAGACACAGUCCUCUAGUGGCCAAUGGCAGAAAAUGGAAAACCCGUUCGCAUUCACAGUCCACUGUGUGAAGCGAGCAAGCCAUCAUCGCUGGAAGUGGGUACAGGUGACCUUCUGGAGUGCCGACGAGCAGCUGUGUCACCUGUGGCUGCAAACCCUUCGUGAGCUGCUGGAGAGCCUGACUUCAAGACCAAAGCACUUGCUGGUAUUCAUCAACCCUUUCGGAGGAAAAGGUCAGGGCAAGAGCAUCUAUGAGAAGAAAGUGGCACCUCUGUUCACCUUGGCUUCCAUCACCACAGAAAUCAUCAUUACUGAGCAUGCCAAUCAAGCCAAGGAGACCUUAUUUGAGAUCAACACAGACAGCUAUGAUGGCAUCGUGUGUGUCGGCGGGGAUGGCAUGUUCAGCGAGGUGCUGCACGGGGUGAUCGGGAAGACACAGCAAAGUGCUGGCAUCGACCCCAAUCACCCCAGAGCCGUGCUGGUGCCCAGCACCCUCAGGAUUGGCAUCAUCCCUGCAGGGUCCACAGAUUGUGUGUGUUACUCAACAGUGGGAACAAACGAUGCAGUGACAUCAGCUCUGCACAUUAUUGUUGGGGACUCACUGGCCAUAGACGUAUCCUCUGUGCACCACAACAGUACGCUGCUGCGGUACUCCGUGUCUCUGCUGGGCUACGGCUUCUACGGGGACUUAAUCAAGGACAGUGAAAAGAAACGGUGGAUGGGCCUCAUCAGAUACGACUUCUCAGGGUUGAAGACCUUUCUCUCUCAUCAGUACUAUGAAGGGACAGUGGCCUUCCUCCCAGCACAGCAUACAGUGGGAUCUCCACGGGACAAGAAACCUUGCCGGGCCGGGUGCUUCGUGUGCAGGCAGAGCAAGCAGCAGCUGGAAGAAGAACAGAAGAAAGCCCUGUACGGCCUGGAGAACGCUGAGGAAAUGGAAGAGUGGCAAGUGGUGUGUGGCAAGUUCCUGGCUAUCAAUGCCACCAACAUGUCCUGUGCUUGUCCCCGGAGCCCCGGGGGCCUGUCCCCCGCUGCCCAUCUGGGGGAUGGGUCUUCUGACCUCAUCCUCAUCCGGAAGUGCUCCAGGUUCAACUUCCUGAGGUUCCUUGUCCGGCACACCAACCAGGACGACCAGUUUGACUUCACUUUUGUCGAAGUUUACCGAGUCAAGAAAUUCCAGUUCAUAUCAAAGCAUGUGGAAGAUGAGGACAGUGACCUGAAGGUACACGGGAAGCAGAGAUUUGGGCAGAUCUGCAAAGACAGCUCCCCAUGCAACUGCCUGGCCUCUAGAAGCUCCUGGAACUGUGAUGGAGAGAUCCUACACAGCCCUGCCGUCGAGGUCAGGGUCCACUGCCAGCUGGUGCGCCUCUUUGCUCGGGGAAUUGAAGAAGUGUCCUAAGCAAGAGUCCCAAAGCUGAGAAGCCAUCUGCCUUGAGCUUGGGAGUGUGAAAGUUACUUAAGAAAAAUUCUACAGACCAAUUAUGUUGACAUAUCCAUUUAAAUUUAGAAAUUUAUUUUUGAUAGGUAAAUCUUGGUUUUAGAAAAGACACCUUUGUCAAUAAUUCCGUAUACAUACCUGGCACCCUCUCCUUGGUUCUAUGUGCAUCUGAGUCGCUUUUCACAUAACUUGUUCUCAGCAAAUGACACUCGCUGGUUUGGGGCAUUGGCUUGCUAGAUUUUAGCCAUGCCGACCAUGCAAAUUUCAAGAUGGCCUUUAGUGGCUAUUCUGCAAUAAUUUUAGGGACAUUAUAAUCUGAAUACUUCCCAGGAGUCAGGUUACACCAUCUGGACAUAUGGGUACCGACCCUGUCACUUUGAUCCCCUCGUGAGACUUUCUCUGUUGUUGUCUGUGACCAGGCUUGGGAAAGUAGAUGGCUCUAUUUGCCUUCUCUUUACACCAACCUUCAUUUAUGAUCAGGAUAUUGCCAAGUGGCCCCUGCUGUAUGCCACAACCGUAACUCAAUACAGUGAGGUCCUCCGCCCAGCUGCGCCUCCAGAGCGGGGCCACAUCACUGCAAGAAGACACCCAGGGUGACGUCUCAUCCUCAGGAUUCCCCACAUCUGCUGCCAACACAGCUGCAUCCUGUGAAGCAAUCUAGCGAAGUACCCACUGGAAGUUUUCAUUCCAUCAACCCUGGUAGCCCGUACACUCUGGCCAGGGCAGUCUGUCAAUCACUGGCCAAAAGGAGGCUCCAUUUGGAAUCAAAGCACUUGGCACAGCUGGGCUUUGGGGGUGGGGGUGGGGUGGAGGUGGGGUGGGCAGAGGGCAACUGGCAUGCAUAAAGAGUACUUUGGGGAUGCUAUACCACCCUCCACCUGAGUGUCACCAGUCACUCAGCGGGGCUGGUGGGUUACCCCAGGUCACCCCCAGGUACUUUGGUGCAAGCCCUGUGUCUGUCCCCAGGGACCACAUCCAUUCUUCCCUCACCAUCUAUUCCAUGCACUCACCGACAGCUUUCUCCUUGAUCAUCAGAAGGGUAUAUAAUCCAUGUCUUGGCUCUUUGCUUUGUCUCCACAAGGGGAAUGCUACCUGCUCUGGCUGAAGCCCUGGGCUCAUGAUCAGUUUCCUCGGAAGGCAAUCCUGACCCACAGGGCCUUCUCAGCCACACACUAUGUAUGGCCUGUGCUGUGUCUCUAGACCGAUGGCAUCUGAGAAGCAUGUAAAAGAACAUGAAACUUAAACUUGGCUUGCAAAGGGGGAGGGCCACUGACUGUUACAAGAGUAUGUUUUAGGUUCUGUACUGGGGAAAAGUGCAUCAAUGCAGGUCCCAUUAGCCUGCAGGCUGCCCCUGCUUCUAGGUGCUCUUGGGUUGAUGUCUCUUUCGAAGCAUACAUGGAAUUCUCUGUUUAGCUUUCGGUCCCAUCCAGCUAAAAGGGCAGCUGUAAAGGCUGCUGUAUUUAGGGGCUAUGUUAAAGGUAAUUGUGUAGUGGUGCUACUUAAUGAUUGGUCGAGUGAAAAGCUGGAUAGAAAGAGGAAACGCACCUAGCAAUUUCUAUCCAGUUCUGUUCUUGGAUGGGCAGAACCUAAAGGCGUCAAGAAAGACUAACAGCUCUUUGAAGUAGGUAGGCAGCCCUGGAGCAGUGUUAGACGCUUGGGUGGCCACCUCGCUGCCCAUUCACCCCUGGCAUUCCAGAGGGGCUCAGGACCUGAGGCAGCUGUGGAUGCUGCUGACUCUCAGGAAUGGCACUCUCCCACAAGGAUUCGGGUCUUCAUUGGCCUUGCUACACGAUGCCCAUGCCCUGGUUCACCCCUGCCACUGCCAGUUCUAAGGGAUCCAAACAGAGGAUGCUUUGAUAGGAUUUCGCAGUGCAAGCCACGCACAGAAUCUCAAACCUUGGCACUAUCAUGGAGCAUCAUGAGUGUCAAAACACUUAUGACCUUUGACACUUGUGCACAGGGUGGGGGGGGAGCCCCCUGACAUUCCCAAGCAGUAGACUACAGUCUCCAUGAUGCUUUUUAGAUGCAAUACCCCACCCCAGGCCUUAGUUAUUUUAGGAGAAAAAAGACUAGGAGUAAAGAUUAGACAGUGGCAACUUAGGAUCCUGUAGGGGGUCUGGUUCAUGUUUUAACUCCCUCUGUGGGCCGCUGGUGCACAACAGUUAGGCAGCAGUCCUAGGUGGUAACUUAUUCUUGUUUAUCAAAAUGAAGCAGUGGGAAUGGGGAGCAGCUGGUUUCCCCCUGGCUGCUUCAGUCCUCAGUACAUCCUCCUGGACCCAGGAGCACCGACACGAGGAGGGCCGAAUAUGCCUCCUGAUCUUGCUGGCUUCAAGAUUAGCAAGUGGCAUAUUUGAUCUGGUAUGUUUGAGAAGACAAAAAAUAAAAAUAAAGUUAACUUUGGGCAGAA